Molecule: messenger RNA, 2881 nt
Organism: Calidris pugnax (ruff)
Lineage: Eukaryota; Metazoa; Chordata; Aves; Charadriiformes; Scolopacidae
Gene: ZNF410
Product: zinc finger protein 410
Exons: 12
Coding region: 1098-2435 (445 amino acids)
Biological process (GO): regulation of transcription by RNA polymerase II
Cellular component (GO): PcG protein complex; transcription regulator complex
Molecular function (GO): DNA-binding transcription factor activity, RNA polymerase II-specific; RNA polymerase II cis-regulatory region sequence-specific DNA binding
Source: RefSeq, a predicted model, not a curated record
CCCCGCGGCGAGAGGCUCUGGGCGCCUUGAGGGGCCGGCCCGGCAGCGCGGGCCCCUUCAACGGCUCCUCCGCCCUGAGGCAGCGCGGCGGGGGGCCGGUGCCUGUGGGGGCGCCGGGCCUGGCGUCAAGGGAAACGUGUGAAGGGUGUCGGGCCGUGUCUGCCCGCCAUUCCACCUUCCCGCCGGCCAAAUUACCUCAGCGGCCUGCCGGCUGCCGCUGGGGGAAAGGCGCGGAGCGGGCAGGAGAGGCGAAGGGCGGCGGGGAGCAGCCCGCCGUGUGACAGGACCGGCUGCCAGCGUGAGGGGGGUACGCGAGGAAAAGCUCCACAUCUUACUUUUCUUUAAACUCAUCUGCCUCGUAGCCCUCCGCGCCAGCAUCAGCUGGAGGUGUGGGACGGUGUGUGCACACAGGCUCGGGGGAGAAGUUAAAAAAAAUCUGUCAUCUACUGAUGCUGCCAGGGCUGAACGCCAAAAGAGAAGGGGAAUUGCACUUAGAGAAGGAUCCCAGAGGGGCAGAUGUUAUUGAGAAAGUGAGACUAGGAAAUUCCCAGACGGAGAAUUCUUCCCAUCAGGGACUAGUGCUGCUUCACACACCUGCGCCAGCGAUUUGCACCUGCACAAACAACUCAGCUACAUCGAUAAGACACGAGUGUUUCUGGAAUCACGAACUCGGUGUGUGUCAUCAACGAGCUGCCGUGAGGUCAGGAGUUCUCCACCUGCCAGAAGAGACACCCCGAGUCACCCCGGAGCAGGAACGGAAAGCGGGCGCCGGUGGGGAAGCGGAGCUGCCACCCAAGCUGCGGCGGAGUGAAGCGGCGUGUUCCCGCGCUGGUCGCCGGUGCGGAGCGAAGGAGCCGGGCACUUAAACCCCAGACUUCACCGUAAGCUUCCCGCGUCAUCUUCACCUGGAAAACAUCCUCCGGACCGCAAGGUUAAAUUGAAUAUUUGCGCAACACAGCUUCUUGCAGAAGGACUGCUGCACUGUUUUACACUUAGGAAAAUAUGAGAAUUAGCAGGGAGCGUCGUUCUUUCUGAACUAAAACUAAAGAAACCUGUGCCUUGCUGAGGACAGCGGCAGGAGUCGGACACUUGAAUCAAUGUUAUCGGAUGAGUUAGAAUCCAAACCUGAGCUGCUGGUUCAGUUUGUUCAGAAUACUUCUAUCCCACUGGGGCAAGGGCUGGUGGAGUCGGAACCAAAAGACAUCACCUGUCUCUCUCUCCUUCCUGUGACUGAGACCUCAGAAUGCAACAGGCUCAUGUUGCCAGAUGAUGAAAGAGAUCUCACUUCUCCAAGUCACACUAAUUCUUCCAAAGAUGUUUCUUCAUCUGCUGUAUUGAGAAGUCUCCAGGUAAAUGUGGGCCCUGAUGGAGAGGAAACAAGGGCACAGAAUGUUCAGAAACCAUCAGAACUUCUGUCAACUCCAGAGACUUCCAGUUUAUUGCAAGACCUCCAGCCCAGUGACAGCACUUCAUUUAUUCUCCUCAACCUAACAAGAGCAGGGCUGGGGUCUCCAGCAGAGCACUUGGUGUUUGUUCAAGAUGAAGCAGAAGAUUCUGGGAAUGACUUUCUCUCUCAUGAUAGCACAGACAGCAGUACCCCGUGGUUCCUACGAGUCCAAGAAUUGGCCCAUGACAGUUUAAUUGCUGCCACUCGGGCACAGCUCGCUAAGAAUGCCAAAGCAAGCAAUAAUGGUGAAAAUGUUCAUCUUUGCCCAGGAGACGGGCAGCCGAAGGACUCCAGCCCCAUUCCUCAUCUAACUCGUGUAGAAAGGAAGCUGAAGUGCACAGUUGAGGGCUGCGAUCGGACAUUUGUCUGGCCAGCUCACUUCAAGUAUCAUCUAAAAACACACCGGAACGACCGCUCCUUCACCUGCCCAGCAGAAGGCUGUGGAAAAAGUUUCUACGUGUUGCAGAGGCUGAAGGUGCACAUGAGAACUCACAAUGGUGAAAAACCCUUUGUGUGCACGGAGCUGGGCUGUGGGAAGCAGUUCACAACAGCUGGAAAUCUGAAGAACCACCUACGAAUUCACACUGGGGAAAAACCCUUUCUGUGUGAGGCACAGGGAUGUGGUCGCUCCUUUGCCGAAUACUCCAGCCUUCGGAAACAUUUGGUUGUCCACUCAGGACUGAAGCCCCACCAGUGCCAAAUUUGUGGGAAGACAUUUUCCCAGAGUGGUAGCAGAAACGUGCAUAUGAGGAAACAUCACUCCCGAAUUGGAACAUCUGGCAGCAGAGAGCGAGAACAGCCAGAGUCACUGAUGGGCAGCAGUUUGCUGGAAGAAUCUACAGUGCAUAGUAAGAAUCUCAUCUCCAUGAACUCUCAGCCCAGCCUUGGUGUCGAGUCCCUGCACCUGCCAGACACCGAGUCCAUCAUCGGAGUAGAGGAGGGUGAGACCAGCUGCUCCUUUUUCCGCCCUCUGAUCUGCGGUGACUGAAGGGGGAUCCAUCGUUUCUCCUAGAGGCUCACCAUGUUGCAGUGGGAUGAGUGAACAUUGCUUUAACUGUGCACAGAGCAGGUGGGUAGAUGGAGAAUGGGGCCAACUGGAGUUGGAGAAGACCUACUGGACCAAGUUUCUCUCUUGCAGAGCUUAAAAGGUGAAGUCUGCUGCUUAGGUGUCAUUUAGCCCAUGUCGUGGAAUGCCAUUUCAAAACUGUUUAUACAGCCCAUUCUCCUAAAGCCUAAAGCACUUGUUUUGCUGGAGCACCCGGGGGCCCCAGCUGAGGAGCAGGACCUCAUGGUGCUAGGCACUGUACAAACAUUCGGCAUCUCAAGCAACAGGCCCUCCUCCACCCUUUACCUUCAGAGACUAUAUUCUAAUACAUCUCACUGUCAGAAGCUGACUUACUAUCUGAAAUAAAUGUACAACUUGAUAUCAUUUAA